ACCCUCGGACACAGCGGAUCACCGAUCUACGGAAAGAGCCGAAGAUGUCGGCUCGGUCAUGUGAUCAGCUGUGUCCAAUCACAGCUGAUCACAUGGGACAUGUACACUGAUCAUCAGAGCACUGAUGAUCAGUGUGCCCUGAUGAUCAGUGUGGCCCCAGAAGUGCCACCUGUCAGUGGCCAUCAGUGCCAGCUGCCAGUGCUGAACAGUGCCACUUGCCAGUGCACAUCAAUGCCACAUGUCAGUGCCCAUCUGAGAUGCCUUUCAGUGCCACCUAUCAAUGCCAAUCAGUGCCACCUAUCAGUGCUGCCAAUCAGUGCCACCUAUCAGUGCCAGUCAGUGCUGCCUAUCAGUGUGCAUUAAUGCCGCCUAUCAGUGCCCAUCAGUG
Molecule: messenger RNA, 388 nt
Organism: Staurois parvus
Lineage: Eukaryota; Metazoa; Chordata; Amphibia; Anura; Ranidae
Source: the annotation of a GenBank genome assembly